Messenger RNA from Budorcas taxicolor (takin), 1197 nucleotides. Its product is annotated as lipase member J-like. Lineage: Eukaryota; Metazoa; Chordata; Mammalia; Artiodactyla; Bovidae. The record is from RefSeq and is a predicted model, not a curated record. Gene Ontology annotation, cellular component: intracellular membrane-bounded organelle. The transcript is spliced from 9 exons. Bases 1 to 1197 code for a protein of 398 amino acids. Gene Ontology annotation, molecular function: hydrolase activity, acting on ester bonds.
AUGUGGUACCUUUUCAAGGUGAUGUCUUUCAUCCUAAUUCUUAGAACUACUCAUGGUGUCUUUAGAAAACAAAGAUCUGUGAACCCUGAAGCAAAUAUGAAUAUUAGUCAAAUUAUUUCCUACUGGGGCUACCCAGAUGAAGAGUAUGAUAUUACAACUGAAGACGGUUAUAUCCUUGGCCUUUAUAGAAUUCCCUAUGGGAAGACAAACAGUGAAAACAAUUCAGUACAGAGACUUGUUGUAUACUUGCAACAUGGUUUGCUCACAUCUGCCAGCAGCUGGAUUUCCAAUCUUCCUAAUAACAGCCUAGGCUUCCUUCUGGCAGAUGCUGGUUAUGAUGUGUGGAUGGGGAACAGCAGAGGGACGACCUGGUCCCGAAAACACGUGUACCUAAAAACAAACUCCAAGGAAUUCUGGGCUUUCAGCUUUGAUGAGAUGGCUAAAUAUGACCUUCCAGCCUCCAUUGAUUUCAUUGUGAAGCAAACCCAACAAGAGCAAAUAUUUUAUGUAGGCCAUUCACAAGGCACUACCAUUGCUUUCAUAACAUUUUCCACAAUACCAAAGAUAGCCGAUAGAAUCAAAGUAUUUUUUGCCUUAGCCCCAGUUUUUUCCAUUAAAUACUCAAAAAGCCCUUUAAUUAAAAUGGCAUACAACUGGAAGUCACUGAUCAAGCUUUUUUCUGGCAGCAAAGAGUUCUUACCUAAUACCUCCUUUAAAAGAUUUGUUGGCUCAAAGCUGUGUCCACUGAAGAUUUUUGGUAAGAUUUGUCAUGAUGUCUUGUUUAUGAUAAGUGGAUAUGACCUAAAGAACUUAAAUACGAGUCGUGUGGAUGUGUACAUGUCACAAAACCCAGCAGGAACAUCUGUUCAAAAUAUGCUCCACUGGAGUCAGCUUUUUAAUUCUAGUCACUUGAAAGCUUUCGACUGGGGCAGUCCUGAUCUGAACUUGGUUCAUUUUAAUCAGACAACUUCUCCAUUGUACAAUGUGGCAAACAUGAAUGUGCCAACUGCAACUUGGAGUGGUGAAAGUGACUUGUUGGCUGAUCCUGAAGAUGUUAAAAUUUUACUUUCUGAAAUCACAAAUCAUAUUUACCAUAAAACUAUUUCUUACUAUAAUCAUUUAGACUUUUUGUUUGGAUUAGAUGUAUAUCAUCAAGUUUACAGUGAGAUCAUUGAUAUUAUCCAAGGCAACCCAUAA